This is a messenger RNA of Nicrophorus vespilloides, 813 nucleotides long. Its product is annotated as probable metabolite transport protein YDR387C. Gene Ontology annotation, molecular function: transmembrane transporter activity. Gene Ontology annotation, biological process: transmembrane transport. Lineage: Eukaryota; Metazoa; Arthropoda; Insecta; Coleoptera; Silphidae. Gene Ontology annotation, cellular component: membrane. The transcript is spliced from 5 exons. The coding region runs from base 1 to 813 and encodes 270 amino acids. The record is from RefSeq and is a predicted model, not a curated record.
AUGAGUUAUAGAGAUGCGUUGAAGAUGCCAAAGACAUCAACUCAAGAGUUGUCAUGCUCAAGUCUGGUAUUCAAUGAUGAUACCGGCUACACAACCAUAUACAAAGAUUUCACAUUGUUCUGCCACAAGACCAUAAAAACCCUGAUCAUAUUGUCGAAUGUUAUUGGAAACAUGCUAGGAUACAUAUUCUUCGUGCCGAUGGCUGAUAUAUACAGCAGAAAGGCAAUGCUUUCGUUUUCUCUGAGAAUGUCUCAAGUGGCAGCUGUUGGGAUAAUCUUCUUCGAUAACAUGGAAUUGUUUAUGUUUGUUAGAGUACUGUAUGGUAUAGCUUACGCAAUUACGAAUGUUACGCUGCAUACGCUUGCUUUAGAAUUAUGCUCGCCACUUUUGAGACCCUGCAGGUUCUUCAUAUUGCAUGCACUAUCAGAUGGAAUCAGUUACGUUUUGAUUCCUUUAGUUGCGAGUUUCUGUGUCCAUUGGAGAUAUCUCCUUUGUUUUUACAGCAUUGGCAUUUUGUUCCUGCCGCUCGUCGAUUGGUUUGUGCCAGCCUCGCCUCUAUGGUUCUACACAAAAAGCAGGAAAGUUGCUUGGACUCUGUUGAAAUCAUCGAAAACGCCACAUGUGAAUAACGAGGUCCUCUCGUUUUAUCAAAACAAUAAAGUCAAUCUUAGCGGCGAAUUGUUUUGGCUUUUGAACGAUUUCAAACGAACAAAGCAGACGUUUUUAUGGUGCUAUGUAAUGCUUAUUGGUAUCAGCAGUUCGAUUUGCAGCACCAACUUCAUCGGUAAACGAAUACCAGUUUCUCAUUUUUGA